AAAUUAAUACGAAGUAGUAUUAUUUUUUGUAGAAAGACGGAAAACUAAUAUAGAAUGGAGCAUUGACAGGGCUAGUAUUUUUAAUAAGUUAUUCAAAAUCUGAAGAACUAAACACACAAACUAAUUGAAGGUGUUAACAUCUAAUAUUUACUUAAACAAAUAAUUUUAACCAUGUAUAAAUAGUAAUAUUUUCCGCCAAAAAGAGUUAGAUAUUUUGCAUAUUGUUAUGUUAGACUUUCAUAGACUGGGUUUAUUUUAUUGGAGGAAAAUAAUUUAAAGUUUAGGUGUUUGUUAAUUUGCAGAUCAAUGGGCUUAGGGAAUGAGGUGCAGAAGAUUCUAAGCUGGACAUCUGUGUGUGGUAACCUUGUGCUUCAUUUGGUCUGGCUCAUCUUACACUUGAUCAUCAAUGUUUGGUACUCUGUAUUAGGCAUAGCUCGUAUGGUUGAGAAUACCCUUAUUUCUAGUGGGCUGCUAAAGAGUUACAAUGCCGUUAACAUUAGUAAAGUGCGCUAUCUGGCUGUUGUGAUUGACAGUGAAGAAGCUCGUGAAACUUCAAAAGUUCUUGAAUUAUUGUGUUGGCUUGCGUCUGUUAGUUUAAAAAGCAUCUGUCUCUAUGAUCGAGAAGGAGUGCUGAAAAAGUCCCAGACAGCUAUUAUUGAAGGACUGAACAAGUCCCAGAAAGCCAUUGUAGAAGGAUCGGAUCAUGGAACUUUGGUUGAGAAGCAUGUAGACCUGGAAUUUGUCUCUUUUGCUGAUUCAAAACCUGCAGUGGCCAAAGCAGCUAAUUUACUCUUUGCCAAGCAUUAUGCUAGCACAAAACCAGAAAAGCCGAAUUUUACAGAGUCUGACAUGUCUGAGGCGCUACAAGCUGUAGGUUAUGGGGGACCAGAGCCUGAUCUUUUAUUAGUUUAUGGUCCUGUGAGAUGUCACAUGGGUUUCCCAGCAUGGAGAAUCCGGUACACUGAGAUCGUACAUAUGGGGACCUUGAAGUCCAUGGAAUUUGGUUCCCUCUUAAAAGCCAUCCACAAAUUCACAAAGGUGCAUCAAAACUAUGGUCAAUGAACAGUUGCAGGUGGAGUGAUUUUUCUUAUGCAACAACAUUGUUACACUUCUCAGCACUAACAACUCGCAGUCAGCAACAUCUUAUAUUUAUACUGUUCCAAGAUUUCAUACAAAACAAAAUGUAGUGUUAAAUUUUUAACAAGUACCCCUGUUUUAACUAUGUUUUGCACAUUUGUUAUAUAGCUAGGUAGAGAUACCUCCUCUUGUGAAAAAUUAUAGGAGCUUGUGAUGGUGUAUUAGUGAAUUGGACGCAAAGUUGUGUUGAGGACAGUAAUAACUUACUCAAUUGGUUGACAACUUGAACUUUUGUCUUGUUGGUGA
This is a messenger RNA of Solanum pennellii, 1383 nucleotides long. Its product is annotated as dehydrodolichyl diphosphate synthase complex subunit NUS1. Lineage: Eukaryota; Viridiplantae; Streptophyta; Magnoliopsida; Solanales; Solanaceae. Gene Ontology annotation, molecular function: ditrans,polycis-polyprenyl diphosphate synthase [(2E,6E)-farnesyl diphosphate specific] activity. Bases 307 to 1062 code for a protein of 251 amino acids. The record is from RefSeq and is a predicted model, not a curated record. Gene Ontology annotation, cellular component: endoplasmic reticulum membrane; dehydrodolichyl diphosphate synthase complex. The transcript has 8 exons.